Messenger RNA from Saccharomycopsis crataegensis, 1305 nucleotides. RefSeq names its product tRNA (guanine-N2-)-methyltransferase (gene TRM11). The record is from RefSeq and is a predicted model, not a curated record. Gene Ontology annotation, molecular function: methyltransferase activity. The transcript has a single exon. Lineage: Eukaryota; Fungi; Ascomycota; Saccharomycetes; Ascoideales; Saccharomycopsidaceae. Bases 1 to 1305 code for a protein of 434 amino acids. Gene Ontology annotation, cellular component: cytoplasm.
AUGGGAAACAAAUAUUUGCUCUACUUGGCCAAAGCUCACUUGGAUUUUAGAAGGGCAGAGUUGGAGUCUUUGGCAGACUUGUACAAUCUCAAAGUGGACUUAUCCAAUCUUUCAGAAGAUUCCCCAUUUGUGAUCGUUGAAAUUGAAAACGAUGAUCUAGCAGCCAAAUGGAUAAGUAGGUCUAUUCUUUGUAGAGGGGUAUACGAGUAUUGGGGUGAAACCACUGAGGAUUGGGGGCAAUUACAUGAAAGUGUGAAACAAAAUAGCAGAUCCAAAUGGGAGAAAUAUGCUAAAACGUCGUUCAAAUUUGAUUUUAUUGGAUAUCAAGGUUCUAGAAACCAAAAAUCACAAGUAGAGGUGAUCGAACAGUUUUCCUACCUCCCAUUCACUGGGCCAAUAAGAAUGAAGAAACCAGAUGUGGUCUUUACUGUCAUUGAACAAUUCAUUGAGAAUACCGAGACCUCAACGAGGAAGUUUUUUGGAAGAGAAGUGGGACUUUCGGAAAGAGAAAAAGGGGUUCUUGAUAAGUUUGACUUGAGAAAAAGACGGUAUGUUGGAACCACUUCAUUUGAAGCAGAAUUAUCUCUCGUUACUGUCAAUGUGGCCCAAACUAAUGUCGGAAAGAUCAUGUACGAUCCAUUUGUGGGGACCGGUAGUUUCUUGGUUACUGGGGCUCAUUUUGGGGCUCUUACCAUUGGAUCAGAUAUCGAUAUGAAGCCUCUUAUGGGCAAAAAAAAGAACACAAUACAGGCCAAUUUCAAGCAAUACGGCACAUCAUUGAAUUUCCUUGAUACGUGUACUAUGGACUUUACUCACAAUGCUUUCCGUAAGGAUUUCAUCAUUGACACGAUUUGUUGUGAUCCUCCCUACGGGGUCAGAGAAGGCCUCAAAGUGUUGGGAACUUCUAGACCUGAGCAUUUUGUUGGAAAAGAAAAUAUCGAAAUCGAUGGAAUUAAAGCAUUUUUAAGAAAAGAUUAUGUUCCAACGAAAAAGGCUUAUUCUCUCGGAAACAUGUUAGAUGACUUGUUGGAUUUCGCAGCCAAAAGAUUGCCUAUUGAUGGAAGACUCGUAUUCUGGAUGCCGGUAGCUAACGAUGAAGAUUAUACCACUUCUAUACCCCACCAUGAGAAAUUGGAAUUAAAAUACAAUUGUGUUCAGAAGUUUAAUAAAUGGAGCAGAAGAAUGUUAUGUUAUGUGAAAAGAGAUGAUGGCUAUGAAGGCCAAACAAUUAGAGCUGGUGAGGUGAUAAAAAAUGAGUUCAGGAAUAGAUAUUUCAGUGGAUUUAAUGAAGCCAGUUUAGAUUAG